This is a messenger RNA of Gopherus evgoodei (Goodes thornscrub tortoise), 1455 nucleotides long. RefSeq names its product cytochrome P450 2F5-like. Gene Ontology annotation, molecular function: iron ion binding; heme binding; oxidoreductase activity, acting on paired donors, with incorporation or reduction of molecular oxygen, reduced flavin or flavoprotein as one donor, and incorporation of one atom of oxygen. Gene Ontology annotation, cellular component: intracellular membrane-bounded organelle; cytoplasm. The record is from RefSeq and is a predicted model, not a curated record. The coding region runs from base 913 to 1455 and encodes 180 amino acids. Gene Ontology annotation, biological process: xenobiotic metabolic process. The transcript is spliced from 4 exons. NCBI's taxonomy places the organism in Eukaryota, Metazoa, Chordata, Testudines, Testudinidae.
UCUGUGCAUCUCUGUGUCCGUCCACCCAGGUCCCCCAUCACCGUCUGGGAUUUCAACGCCAAGGAGCCAAAGGCAAAUACCGGCUGGGUAAGCGGGUUACAGCGCAGCUAGAUCCUGUCCCCCAUCCCUGGGGCAGAUCGGGUCUGGCGUCUCUAGAGGAGACAGGCUCCCCCGUAGCUGAGCCCCUGAGCCAGCCCGUCCCUUGCUGUGGGGCUGGAUCGGGGCUGGCAGCCCCUAGAGGGGACCGGCCCCUGCCCCAUUCCCACCCCCCUGCCCUGGGGCCGAUGGGAGCUGGCCCCCCCAGAGGGCUCUGGGCAAACUGGAGCACUGGUCUGAAGGAAACAGGCUGAAAUUCAGUCAGGACAAAUGCAAAGUGCUCCACUUAGGAAGGACCAAUCAGUUGCACACGCACAAUGGGACUUGACUGGCUGGAAAGGGAGCCGGGGACCCGAGUGAAUGGGCCACAAGCUAAAUAUGAGUGACCAGUAUGACGCUGCUGCAGAAAACACGAACAUCAUCCUGGGCUGGAUCGACAGGACUGUUGUGAGCAAGACCCGAGCACUGAUUCUUCCGCUCUGCUCUGCGCUGAUUAGCCCUCAGCUGGGGAUGUUCGUGCCACAGAAUUGACAAGCGGGUACCACGCCAGGCCAAGCCACCCCUGCUAGACGCCUGGGUUCAGAGGGGGCCUGCGAAAUGCCCGUUCCGCCAUGUUCAGAGCACAUCUGGCAAGGGACGCCCGCCAGCUUGACAGCAGCUGGCACAAAGCCCUGGGCCCUGCCUGCCUGGUGAGUCAGUCGGCUCCGAAUCCCGCCCCUUUCCCUCCCGAAGAGUCUGCCAUCAGGGCACCCGAAAAGUCAUUCAGUGCCAGUGCAGGCCGGAGCACCCGGUUCCCCCUGCGCCCAAGCGAGCGACAUGGAGCUCACCACGGCCAUGCUGCUGUGGCUGCUCCUCGGCCUCUCCUGCCUGGUUGUCUGCCUGCACAGGAAGGGCCAGCAGAAGAGGGGGUGUUUGCCCCCAGGCCCGCGCCCGCUGCCCCUGCUGGGGAACCUGCUGCAGCUCGAUACCAAGGACAUGGUCAAAUCUCUUCUCAAGCUAAGCGAGCGCUACGGGCCCGUCUACACCCUCCACCUGGGCUCCCGGCGGGUCGUGGUGCUGUGUGGAUACCAGGUGGUGAAGGAGGCCCUGGUGGACCAGGCCGAGGAGUUCAGCGGGCGCGGGGAUCUGCCCGUGGUCUUCCGCUUCACCCAAGGGAACGACAUCGUCCUGAGCAACGGGGAGAAGUGGAAAGUCCUGCGGAGAUUCGCCCUGCAGACGCUGCGCAACUUUGGUAUGGGCAAGCGGAGCCUGGAGCAGCAGAUCCAGCAGGAGGCGCGGUGCCUGGUGCAGGAACUCGCCCAAAUGCAAGGUCCCACAUCAGCCUUCGGCAUGGACUUUAACAGCUGCCCCCAGAGCUGA